Haplochromis burtoni (Burton's mouthbrooder) is the source of this 2330-nucleotide messenger RNA. RefSeq lists its product as uncharacterized. Lineage: Eukaryota; Metazoa; Chordata; Actinopteri; Cichliformes; Cichlidae. The record is from RefSeq and is a predicted model, not a curated record. The transcript has 5 exons. Bases 441 to 1334 code for a protein of 297 amino acids.
AAAAGUAAAAGCCGCUGGGUUUACAAGCUCAGGAGCAGAUUUAACAGACUCCUCAGUAACUUGCUUGGCUUUUGUACAAACCAGAGGUGGUGCACAAUGAUCUGGUUUAGCUUGUUCAAAUGGGAAAACACUAGGGCCAGUCUCACCCUUUAUGGCUGGCUAGUGCAACACUAAGUCACUGAUUGCAUAUGCAAGUAAACACAAGGUUUCUUUUUCUCAGAAAUUGCAAACUGGGAAACUCUAACUCAUCUUGAGCCGUCUUGGACUCAUCAAACACGAUCUCUGUGGCCGCCUCUACAGGCUUAGCCCACCCUGAAUUGGCCUCUGGAGGCCUGUGCGAUUAUGGACCCAAUCAGUGUUUUACCUUUUUACAGGAGGUGUAGCCUUUGUGUUAUUCAGAGUCUGCACAGGAGAUAGGAAGCAAUUAGGUAACUCAUCUUAUGUCAUGUUUUAUAUCCACUCAGCUUCAGCAAAACCUACCCAAAUACGCAGGAGUUCUGAAGCUGCAGAAAGGAUAUGAAGAAACCUUUAACUCUCCUGGAAGAUAUUACAUAUGUGGAGGAGAUCGAAAGGCGCGAAGAAAAGCCGUAGACGAUUUCAACGCCAUCUUGGGCGACAUGAGCAAGAAAGGUUUGAGUCCAGAGGAAUUACGAGAUAUCGAAGAACGACGUCUGGGUUUGGUUGGAGCGCAUGCUGAUGUGUACAAGAUCCGGGUGCAAACCUCAAACCAAAGAGAAUGUGGUGAAAACAGGUUGGCGGUGGAAGCCGACCACGUCCCACCUAGAUGUGUCUUUCAGAAUGCCCUUAAAACGUUGCAGGACCCUGAGAACGUAAAGUUAAGAGAGGACCUGAAAAACAAAAGCCCCAACCUCUUUGCUCUGUUGGAUAAAAACGGAGACCGCGGGCUGUGCAGAGAGGUUCUGAAGCCGCACCAUGAGGCAGGCCUGACCUGGCGCAACAGAAAAGAGUCUCGUAUAAUCAGCGAGAAGCUUGAGGAGACUCUUAUUUCUGGAGACGGGGAAAAACUGGUGAAGAUGUCGCUGCUGGCAGCCAAUCCAGUCACAUCCAAUUCUCUCAGAGAGGAUGCAGGAAUCCUCCCGCUGAACAUCUCAAAUAUGUCCAGAGACGCAACGAAGCGCUACCACGAUGCUGGAGACAAGCUGCUGGUGGAAGGUUACUACAAGAAAGGAGUCCUGAACAAGGAGGAGAGGCACAGCAUCAUGGGCUGGCUGAAGAGCGGAAACCUGUACUCAAAGAACACGUCAGAGUACAAAGAGAUGUGCCGCGAGCUGAGAGCCAAGAUACAGAAACACAACAACAACAGUGGAAGAUAACAACAGCGCCUGUGAAGGAAGUUUAAAGCCAUCCAUGGCUUAACAUCAUCCAAACAAUCUAGCAACGCCUUCAGAGGACUCACAGAUUUACGUUUCAGUGGCAGGUAAGUCUGUGAGUCGUCUGCAUAACAAUGAGAUGCCAUGUUUUUAAAAAUUGAAUCCAUAGGGAGUAUGUAAAUAGAAAAGAGAACUGGACCAAGAAUGGACCCCUGGGAGACCCCACAGACAGGGAGGCUUUUGAGGAUGAUGCAUCCCCCAAUCCAACAGAAGAACUUUGGUUGGACAGGUCAGAUUUAAACCACGACUCAGCGCUCAAGCCGAGAGAUAAGAAUCCCAUGAUGGUAUCAAAGGCAGCACGGAGGUCUAAUAGUAUGACAAUGGCAGAAUCUCCCAAGUCAGUAAAAGUCAAAAGGUCAUUAGAAACUUUUAAAAGAGUAGUUUUAGUGCUGUGGUGCAUUUUAAAACCAGACUGAAUUACUAGCGCCAUUUUUAUCUAGAAAGGUCUGGAGCUGAAGAAGGACAACUUUCUCACGGACUUUAGAAAGAAAAGGCAAUUUAGAAACUGGUCUGUAGUUGGAUUCAACUGCUGGAUGCAGGAUACGUAAUGUCUGCAGCCUGGGAGCAAAUGUUCAGGAGCAGGAAACCAGAUAUAAGCUUCAGGAAACAUCGUGGGAUUUUAUCCUACAGGGAUGUUUGAUGUGAAGACGGUGGAGGAGGAUGUGACGUAUUCAUACAACUUUAAUUGUAUACAGCUCCACACAAGUUAGCGGGCACUGUUGUAGAAGUGUGAGUGAAUGAAGGUGUUAGAAUAAAUAUAACCCGUGUGGGCAGGUAGAGAAAGGAAAACUAGAGUCAGGACAACAGUAACGGGAAUGUCAGAAGGAAUAACUGAUGAUAAGGUGGCUGUACACACUGAUCCGGUACACAGAGGGAUGGUGUCAGGGUAAGGACUGAUAUUCAGAGCUAGCACAGUGAUCAGCAUCCAGCUUUUAUUAU